Messenger RNA from Vanderwaltozyma polyspora DSM 70294, 528 nucleotides. RefSeq lists its product as uncharacterized. Bases 1 to 528 code for a protein of 175 amino acids. The record is from RefSeq and is a predicted model, not a curated record. NCBI's taxonomy places the organism in Eukaryota, Fungi, Ascomycota, Saccharomycetes, Saccharomycetales, Saccharomycetaceae. The transcript has a single exon.
AUGCAUCCUUCAAGUGAAACUGCUACUCAUAUUAUUACAACUGACUCUGCAGGUCACACAACUGUGAUAACCUCACCAGUUCCAACAUCUUCUGUUGCUAGUGAAACUGCUAAACCAACAGAUAACACUGUUACCCAUAUCACCACCACCGACUCUGCAGGUCACACAACUGUGAUAACCUCACCAGUUCCAACAUCUUCUGUUGCUAGUGAAACUGCUAAACCAACAGAUAACACUGUUACCCAUAUCACCACCACCGACUCUGCAGGUCACACAACUGUUAUAACAUCAUCUGUUCCAAAUUCUAAUACACAAAGUGUAACUACAUUAGUUCCAUCAGGUAGCUAUAUGUCGACUGUAUCUUCAGAUUUGAAUACUUCUGUCACUGAUGAUAUCACAUCAUCUGGAUCUAAUCCAUCUGCUAAUGUAGGUAUCUCAUCUUCUUAUGAAGGUGCUGGUGUAUCAAAUAAGAUAAGCAAUUCCUUAUCCGGUUUGAUUGGUAUGAUUGUUUUGGCAAUUUUGGUUUAG